GAAAGCUAGAAUUGUGUCUGGCUUGCUGUCUCUGUAGCAGACUGCUAGGAGCCAUAUUCUCUGAGACUCCAAGCUUCUUUGCUGUGAUCCACAGUGCAUAUAACUCAGAGCCAGAGGAAGCAAAUAUGAAGUGGUCAGGCCGGACUCAUAAAGGGGGGUCCGGGGGUCCUCCCCCGGGAAAUUUUUUUGAAUGGUGCUUGCUGGUGCAUUCUGGUGCAUUUUGAGUAAUAUUUAAUGAAUUUUAAAAUUGACAUUUUAAUUGAGACAAUCACAAAAAUUAAUAUUGGUACAGGUAUAUGAGGUUGCACCUAAAAUUUCUGAGACGGUGAAUGAUACCGGUUUGGAGAGGCACCAAUGUGAGGACACUGAAAGGAACUCAAUUACAGUUUGGUACGGCAAUGUUCCCCGGCAAGUCUAGACUUGUGAGUGCCGGUACCAGUGCAGCUAAUACCUUUCCCAGGCAUGCUAUAACAGUGAUAAAAGAAGGUCGCUUAUACAAACGUCAAAGAGGCACAAAGGCAACUAAUCUAAAGGGUUUGAAGUUUCAGAAGAGAUACUGUGUGCUCUCACCCCACUCACUCGAGUACUAUGAGAAUAAAAAGCAUAUUGAGAUGGGUCUUAAGCCCAACAAUACAUAUUUGGUUGAAGACAUCAAAAUAGUGGAGAAAGUGCCUCAUGAAACUUUCCGAAAACCACAUUGCUUUCAGAUCGGAAGUAAGGAAGAGGUCAUGUACUUCUGUGCUGGGUCUGAGGAACAUUGUCAACUCUGGAUCAAUGCAUUUAUUAAAGCUGCUUUUGAAAUGAGAGAGAACAAACGAGAGCCAUCAUACCACAACGGUGCUUUUGGACACACUAUGCACAACAGCUGGAGUUGUUGCAAACAGAAGGACAGAAAUGCUGAAGGGUGUGAGAGCAGCACGGCUUGUUCUGCCCAUGUGGAACUUCAAGAUGAAGAUGCCGUAUCUCUAGAGAGCCUCGAGUUCAAUAAAGGAAUCAAUUAUAAGCCUGGUCUACUUGAUGCCGCCACUGACCGACACUAUUCAAUUCAGAGUGCAGAAAGUGGGUAUGGACAAUCACCAGCUAUUAGUCGCCGAGGCACUGCAGUCUCAGAUAGUGGUGAUCAAGUUUCUAAGAGGGUAUCGACUAAUCUACAAAUGGAUUCCAGGGAUUCUGGACUUCCAACUUCAGCUAUAAUUACUGAAGAGGACCUACCGAUACGUGCUGAAUCUGAUCCAAUACUUAUCUAUACGCCAAAGAACAUCUUACUGUCGGAAGGGGGUUUCUCAUAUGCCACCACUGUGUUGUACAGAGGAGCAGAUUCUGUGAUUGUAGCUACAAACACUGGCAAGGUGUUCACAUCAAGUGUAAAUGCAAUUGACCUACCAAAGUACAUCAUAUACGACACAGACAGACAAGAAGCAGUCUCAAUCAGUGUCUGGGGCAAGUACAUUGCCAUAGCUUCAACAGAAAUUUACUUACACAAUUUGGACGAUAGCAAGGGAACACAGUGUGGACGGACUCAGGACUCUACCCAGCUAGUGGCAUUUAGUCCUGAUGGAUCCCUCUUUUCUGCAAGUAAGGGAAGAAAUGUUGUGAGAAUGUGGAGCAAACCAAAAGACUGGGCACACGUGAACACCUCUACAAGACCAGUCAGCACUUUCAGUGUAGCUGAAGAGGGAGAGCAAAUUUUCGGCAUGACCGUGAGCCCUCAUCCAAAGAACCCAUGGUUAGCUGUUGUGGUCACAUCUCCAAGUUCAUGUGAUGGUGGACAUGGAUAUUCUGUGCAUAUCUACAACUAUAGUAACAAACACUCUUUUCAGAGGAUCGAUGCAGGACUUCACACAAGUCUAGCUUUCACUCAUGAUGGGCGGCACCUAUUUAUUGGGAAUAAGCUCACCAUUAAGUGCUUAGACUUGGACAAUGGAAAAGAAGAUGUGUACUAUACCUUCAAACGAGAUGGUUCUAUCACAAGUCUUACCUGUUCCUCUGUUCGUCACCACCUUGCUGUCGGCUUAAGCACUGGGGAGGUCAAUGUCUUUACAGGACACCCAUCUGAGCCAGCUGCUGUUCCACAUAGUAUCCCUAAUAUGAAGAGCAAUGGCGCUGUGACGUCGCUUUCAUACAGUAGAGAUGGGAUAAACAUAGCUGUUGCAUCUAAUGAUGGGAAUGCUACAAGUUGGAGAGGAUCAAAGCCGCUAAAAGAACCAGUCAUGGUACGCAAACGCCCUCUACUAGUGACCAACAAGGGUCAAACGUUUCACUCAGAUGAAGAUGGUUACACCAUAACAGUCCCAGAGGGGGCAGUGAAAGAAGGCAUCGAGAUUACACUCCACCAUGGUGUAGCACCCCACAGUCCGUAUGGACCCUUUGAAUUUGAUGAAGGAGUUCAACCAGUGUCACCCAUUCUCUUAUUAUGUCCUCAGCCAGCUAACACGGUUUUUCUCAAGCCAAUAGAAGUCACUUUGCCUCACUUCAUAGCGUGUGAAACUCUAGAAGAUUGCAAUAAAAGACUGUCGUUUUCAAAAGCAAGACAUGAUAAUUUUCGAGUUAAUAACAGCUGCAAAAUUUACCAGUUCGAGACGGUAACAGAUGGGAAUGUUGUUCAUACAGUUUCCCAGGAGGAGACAAUACGAUAUGAUGCUGCAACAUUGUACACACAACACUGUUGCUUCCUCUGUAUUCAAGAAGAAGUCUCUGAAGAGGACACUAGAAACGCUUGUUUCUCACUUCAUCAAAUAGUUCCUCGGUAUCGAAAUGGGUACAACUACGAAGUUUACUACUGCCUCUCAUACCAACUGGAGACUUGUAACAAGACAGUUGAUGAGCAGUUUCCAAACAAGGACUACAUCAAACGUAGGAAGGCUGUGCUAUUCGAAGGGCAUCAAAAUGUGUUGAGGAUACAAUUCAGCACUGCAAACUUACCUGGAAAUUGGGGUCUUCAGUUAGCAAACACAAGGAACCAGAUUACAGAAGGAGAACUUUGUUUCUGGGGCGAUCCUAUUAAGAGAGAUAUUAAAGAGCUCUGCAGAAUAGGGGUUUAUCCACCCAGAAUUCCUGUUCGUGUUACUUGUGGGGAGUUUGUGAGAGGAGGGGUGUUUACCACAAUCUCGUUCUCCGGAAUCUGUGGAAGAGUAGAAAGCGUUAGCAGGGAUUUCAACCUUGAAUUGACCAAGCCUCAACCAGCACUUGCUUCUCUCGGACUUGAUGAAUAUGAGAUUUUAAAAGACGAGUUACAAGAUAAACUUUAUGAAAAUGCAAAUACUAUCAGCUGUGAACGACUGGCUUUAGCUUUGUAUUCAGAAUCGUCUAUUCAAAAAUGCCCAUACUUGGCCCAGGACAGCACAACUAGAAAGAAAAUUAAAUCAUUUGUUUCAAUUGCAAAACCAAAUGGGUGUUGUAUUUCAUUGAGUGAAGAUGAAAACUUUCGUGCUAACUAUGCGAUUCUCACAGAAGCUCUCGAUAUAGCAGAUACUAUAGAUCUUCACUACACAAAAGUGAUAAAAAAAGCAUUAGAACUAUCAAAAUCCAGAAAAGACAAAUCUGGAACGUUGACAAGACAAUCACUGUCUGUUUCAACACUAUCAGGUAUUAAUAAGACCCUAAUCACCAAACCAAUGAUGAUGGAUCACAUACUGUGAAAUUGGAUAGUUAUGCUGCAAGUACUCGUUCAAGUGAUUCAUCUGAUUCAACUUAGUCAAAAGACUUCAUAACUCAGCUCAAUAACGUUUCAGCUACAUGACUUGUAGAGCACUUAUGUAUUAUGCCAGUUUACGUUUCAUAUUUUAGCACCUUAUGUAAGCACGUUUUUAUACAUCAUAGUUGAGUCGCACUAUCUGAUUCAUGCACACAAACGGAUUAAAAAACAUAAAGACUAUGUAAGAUAUCUUGUCCUUAUAAUUAUCCUGCUUUUAAAGUUUUGUUCCAAUCAUAAAUAUUGUACAAUGGAACCUC
Molecule: messenger RNA, 3951 nt
Organism: Halichondria panicea
Lineage: Eukaryota; Metazoa; Porifera; Demospongiae; Suberitida; Halichondriidae
Exons: 24
Coding region: 330-3638 (1102 amino acids)
Biological process (GO): intracellular signal transduction
Molecular function (GO): protein binding
Source: RefSeq, a predicted model, not a curated record